UCUGUACCAGAUCUCUUUCUGUUCGUGUUUUUUUCUUCUCCCUUCGAAGUUUCAGUUCAAAAUUUCGUCUGUUUCUGUCUAUGUGAUUCUCCUUAAUUUCUCCACAGUUGACUCGAAUACCUACGCUGAUCUCUCAUUCUCAGAUCCUCUCGCUCGAUCAUUGUAAUUAUCCGAAUAGAAUAGAGAUUAGAUACCGCAAUUAAAUCUCCGUUCUGAUUUCUGUACCUGUGUUAGAGAGUGAGAUGGAAGGUUUGCCUACGACGACACAAGCAGAGAGGCGAUGGAGAUCGAAGAAUCUACAGACAUCCAAGCCUUCUUUGGUGAUGGCCUUUUUCUCUUGCGUCGCUUGGCUCUACGUCGCUGGCCGGUUGUGGCAAGAUGCAGAGAACAGAACAUUGCUUUCUAAUCUUCUUAAGAAGAACAUUGAACAGAGACCGAAGGUCCUUACUGUCGAAGAUAAGCUGAUGGUACUAGGAUGCAAGGAUCUAGAGAGGAGGAUUGUAGAAGUGGAGAUGGAUUUGACGUUAGCUAAGAGUCAAGGAUACCUCAAGCACCAGUUGCGACAAAGUGAGUCUUCUUCAGAACAAAAGCUUCUUGCAGUUAUUGGAGUUUAUACUGGAUUUGGUAGUCACUUGAAACGAAAUACAUUCAGAGGAUCUUGGAUGCCAAAAGGUGAUGCGUUAAAAAAACUUGAGGAAAGAGGAGUAGUGAUACGAUUUGUGAUUGGUCGGAGUGCUAAUAGAGGUGAUAGCUUGGAUCGCAAUAUUGAUGAGGAAAAUCGUAAGACAAAGGAUUUCCUUAUUCUUGAGGGUCAUGAAGAGGCUCAAGAGGAGCUUCCUAAGAAAGUAAAAUUAUUCUUCAGUACUGCAGUUCAAAAUUGGGAUGCUGAGUUUUACAUCAAAGUCGAUGACAAUAUUGACAUUGACCUAGAGGGGUUGAUUGGACUUCUUGAACGUCGACGUGGCCAAGAUAGUGCUUAUAUUGGAUGCAUGAAGUCAGGAGAAGUGGUUGCUGAAGAUUAUUUCCGGCAUGCCUCUGGUUCCCUUCUUAUACUCACCAAAAAUCUUGCGCGGUAUAUCAACAUAAACAGUGCAUCUUUGAAGACAUAUGCUCAUGAUGAUAUAUCGGUAGGAUCUUGGAUUAUGGGUGUCCAGGCAACUUAUAUAGAUGACAAUCGUCUUUGCUGCAGUAGCAUUAGACAAGAUAAAGUGUGUUCUGAGGCUUGAGAAGAGAACAUGUCUAACUUUUCAUCAGUUUAAAGGCCACUAAUUUGGGGGUUGUCAUUAUUGCACUCAGAUAGACACUUGAGUGUCAAUAUUGCUUUUUGCAACAUCAUGUGGACAUCUUUUUACUGAAUACAGCUGCAGUGAGGGGAUUUUCUAGAGCGUCGGAUGGAUCAUUCUUUUAGAUGUUGAUAUAGACAUAGGAUAUUUUUUGGAGAAUGAACAUGGGUUAAUAUGCAAUUGGUGUUAAAUACUAACUAAUGGUUGGGAGGAAGGAGGAUAUAUUUUUUUUAAGGUAUGAUCAAGUUCAAUAGUCUUUCGUUUCUUCAAUGAAAUAGCUUCAAUAUUUUUUCACAAUUGACUCAAAUUUGUGUGCCAGUGAGGCAGUGACUCCUUUCUUGACUAAUUUCUGAAUGCAGAUUUAUCUGCCUUUCUUAUUACAUUGUGCAUAGUUGGAAUUUGCUGAUAUUUGCGCUUUGGUUUUGCUUCAGUGGUUGUUUGUGACGAUUUAUUUAUAUAGGUAUUUUAAAGAAAUGAUUAUUUGUGAUGAUGUACCCCUUUAAUCAGACAACAACAAAUUUUUAAAGACAAAACAUUA
Durio zibethinus is the source of this 1821-nucleotide messenger RNA. Its product is annotated as hydroxyproline O-galactosyltransferase HPGT3-like. The record is from RefSeq and is a predicted model, not a curated record. Lineage: Eukaryota; Viridiplantae; Streptophyta; Magnoliopsida; Malvales; Malvaceae. Gene Ontology annotation, molecular function: galactosyltransferase activity. Gene Ontology annotation, cellular component: Golgi membrane.